Pogoniulus pusillus (Red-fronted tinkerbird) is the source of this 2672-nucleotide messenger RNA. RefSeq names its product cell cycle regulator of NHEJ (gene CYREN). The transcript is spliced from 3 exons. Lineage: Eukaryota; Metazoa; Chordata; Aves; Piciformes; Lybiidae. The record is from RefSeq and is a predicted model, not a curated record. Gene Ontology annotation, cellular component: cytoplasm; nucleus. Gene Ontology annotation, biological process: double-strand break repair via nonhomologous end joining; negative regulation of double-strand break repair via nonhomologous end joining. The coding region runs from base 356 to 772 and encodes 138 amino acids.
AGCGGACGCCUGCAGGGCUCGGGGCGGCACCCGCCGGCGUGACGGAUCGGACGGUGGCCGCCGAGGGGCGCGGCGAGGCUCGCCCGGGCCGGGCCGGCUCUGCCCCCGCAGCCGGUGCCAGCCUUCUGAAAAGCCUCGCUCGGUGCCGUCUCCUCUUCCUGGUGCUGCAGGAUCUCGGUUUGUUCCCCUGUCUCACCGGCGUCUGUGGAUAUCAGAGGCUCCGUGCUUCGCCCUGCCCCAGCUCCGCGCUGGUGCGGUGUGAGCGGCGGCAGCUGUGCAGCACGGCAGGCCCCAGAGCGCCAGCGCCGGCCAGGGCAGCGCUGGGCUCGCCGCUGCCGGUGCAGCUGGGCGGGCAAUGGCGGCCGACGCCCGCCGGCGGCUCCUUCCCGCCUGGAUGGGGGCGACGCGGGAGGAGCGGGCGACGGCGGCGCCCGCCAAGGCCGAGCAGUGUCGGCUCCGGGAGGCAGCAGGGCGCAGGGCGGCGACGGCGCUUGUCUACUGCAUGAACGAAGCUGAGCUGCUGGAUGUAGCCUUGUCUGUCCUGGCUGAGAAUGCACAGUGCGAGGAAGCUGAGCGCCAGGCCCGCUGUGGGAGUGAAGAGGAGCAGCAGUGCCAGCCGACGCCAGGCGAGGCUCCUGGAAGCACUGCGGAAGGCAGCGACCCCAGUCCAGUUGCCCCAUGCCCUCCUGACGCUGGUGCUGACACGGAGAGGACGGUGGAGGACUCUGACGACUCUGCUCUGAAAUAUGUCAGGGAGAUCUUUUUCAGCUAACGCAGCCUUCUCUGCAGCUGCCCAGCAGCAAAACGACAGAGUAGGGAGAGUGACCUCCCCCUCAGCAUUGUGUACGGUGGCAGGGCUGGAGUGGGCUGUGUGUCUGCCGUGUUGGUGGCCCGAGGAGCUGAUAGGAGGCCCAUGAAGGCCUCCCCGAUAGCACGGCAUCUAAAUAGGAGCAAGGACACCAGCCGAGCCCGGACACCGCUGCCUUGCUCGCACCUUGCACACUGCUGCCCUCUUUCUGCUUGCCAGACCCAGCUGUUUCUGUGCGCCCCCUCACCUGCAGGCGAGGGCUUAGGCAGCAAGAAACCUCUGAAGCCGUGAGUGAUCUGAUGGCAAGAGUUCUCCUGCUUUAGUCCUCCCGGCCAGAUGAGAGGCACCGUUCUGGUUCUAGAAGCAUCCUUGGAGGUGGAUCUGUUGCAGAAGUGUGUGUUGGGCUGAGACAUGUGGGACAUAGAGCCUUGAAGCUGUUUUCAGAGUCCCACCUCUCUGGGAUUUCCCAUUUAGGCAUGCUCUGGAAACCUCCAGGUGGUGCAUAGGUUGGGAGCCUAUAAUACUGCACCCACACCCAAGAGCACAGGGCAGGUGGAAGGAAGUGCAGGGUUUUGGUCUCUAUUGCUUGGCAUCCCUCCUGGGAUGCCAAAGCUGCCAACAGGGAGAGGUACAGUCAAGCUUAUUCUGGAGGCCUUCUUCCACAUUUUUGACUGCCUUUUUGGCAGGUAGAUGCCCUGCUUUCUUCCAGGCAUUUAGGCAGAGAAGAUUGUGUCUGGAAGCUGGGCAGGAUGCAAUAUGCUCUGCUGUUCUUCCUAGCAAUGUUUUACAGGUGUCCUCUGGCUUCAGUUGCUCGGAGCCUGUCUGAGGAUGGAGCAGCAGGGGAGGAUGGUGUGGGGUAAGCAGGGGGAUGAUCUUCACAGUAUCACAUUACAGUAUCAUCAGGGUUGGAAGAGACCUCACAGAUCAUCAAGUCCAACCCUUUACCACAGAGCUCAAGGCUAGACCAUGGCACCAAGUGCCAUGUCCAACCUUGCCUUGAACUGCCCCAGGGACGGCGACUCCACCACCUCCCCGGUGGGAAAGGAGAGGAGAAAGAGCAGGGCUUCUGCAUAUGUGUGCUGCAGGUAGGAGAGACUGGAUGGAGUGCUUGGGCUGGUGAAGCCUCGUGUCUGUGGGUGGGAAAGGAGAGCACUUCUGAGUAGCCAGUUUCCACUAAAUUCAUCUGCAGUCCUUUCUUCCUGGAAUUGUUUCCUGAAGCACUGUAACUUCUUGUACGUGUGUGUGUGUGUGUGUGUUAAGGAGCUGCUCACAUGGCUUUACUGUGGAAUGAACUGCUCUGCAGCUCUUGGUUUCUGGUGGUGCAGUUAAAGCACACAGCAAGAUUAUCAACAGGCCUCCUAACAGCAAUCACAGGUCAAGCAUGAGAUGAGAUGGGACACUGAAAAGUGUUUUGCUUAUUUUUGCCUGCUCCUUUGACAGGAAGCUUCUACCCUUCCUUCCCAGAAGCUGGCCAUGACCGUGGGCCUCAUUCCUGAGGGAAUCUCCACAGCAGAACUCUGUUGUCUCUAGCUACUCAGGAACCUUCUCAACUACAGCCAGUACUGCCCCAUUAGAAUCAUAGGAUCACCUAGGUUGGAAGAGACAUCGCAGUUCAUCCAGUCCAAGCUAUCACCCAGCCCUUUCUAAUCAAGCAGACCAUGGCACUAAGUGCCUAUUCCAGUCUUUUCAUUGUACCAGGCUUGAGGGAUUCCUGUGGGAGUUCUUCAUCUAGUGAGAAGAGAGUUCAUUUCUUACUCCACCUUGCUUAGAAAUCACUGUUCAGGAACAAAUCACAAAAUGACCAUGUUUUUUUCAUCUGUAAUGUGCUGACAAGUGAAAAUAAAUCAAUGCCAGUGAAGUAAAA